Messenger RNA from Exserohilum turcica Et28A, 1004 nucleotides. RefSeq lists its product as uncharacterized. Bases 77 to 934 code for a protein of 285 amino acids. Gene Ontology annotation, molecular function: delta(3,5)-delta(2,4)-dienoyl-CoA isomerase activity. The record is from RefSeq and is a predicted model, not a curated record. The transcript has 3 exons. NCBI's taxonomy places the organism in Eukaryota, Fungi, Ascomycota, Dothideomycetes, Pleosporales, Pleosporaceae. Gene Ontology annotation, cellular component: mitochondrion.
AGUACACAGGCGAUUUACAAAGCAGAAAAGAAAGAGCAAGGGACUACGAGGUGCACAGGCAGAACGCGACGACAACAUGGCAGAAGCUUACCAGAGGGAAUUCUUCAACGUGUCGUUCCCGGUCGAAUAUGUAGCGCACGUUGAGAUCAAUCGACCGGAGAAGUUGAAUGCAUUCAAGGAGGCUAUGUGGCUCAACCUCUCCUCCAUCUUCCGCCAACUCUCGCACGACCCGAACGUCCGCGCUGUCAUUCUCACUGGCGCCGGCGACCGCGCCUUCACAGCCGGUCUGGACGUCCAAGCCGCAUCUACGGGCGGCGCCCUCGCCCAAACCGAAGAUGCCACUGCUGAACCCCUCGACUCAGCCCGCAAAGCCAAUGCGCUUCGUCGCCACAUUCUGGAGUUCCAAAGCUGCAUUACCGAUAUUGAAAAGUGUGAAAAACCCGUCAUCGCCGUCCUGCACGGGAUAUCCUUUGGACUCGCGCUCGACAUGAGCCUCGCAUGCGACAUCCGCGUAUCAACUAGCACGACAAAGUUUUCAGUGAAAGAAGUCGACAUCGGCAUCGCUGCAGACAUUGGCACGUUAUCGCGCCUACCCCACGCUGUCGGCAACCUCUCCUGGGUCAAGGACAUAUGUCUUUCGGCUCGCAUCUUCGGGUCCGACGAGGCCCUGCAGCAUGGUCUUGUGUCUUCCGUGUACAAGGACAAGGCGGAAGCCGUGGUCCAGGCGAUCAAGUUGGCGGCCACGAUUGCCACCAAGAGUCCCGUAGCGACACUGGGGACCAAGGAGAUUAUCAAUUAUUCGAGGGAUAAAACAGUAGCUGAGGGUCUGAAUUAUACUGCUGUUUGGAAUGCAGCCAUGUUGCAGACGGUGGAUGUCAAGGAUGCGUUGUUGAGUGGCAUGCAGAAGAGGACACCCAGGUUUAGUAAGUUGUAGUGUAUGAGACGACCAAAAAAAGGAAAGAAGGUGGCGUGAGAGGAGGAAUCGAAAUACAAUUUGGUAUACA